CGUCCGAGCGUACCGUCAACAGAAACAUAACGAAUUUCGCGCCGCUACACUUUUAAAACUUUUUUUAAUGAAAAGUAAAUUAAUUUCAAGUAUUCUACUCAGUGGACAAAACUUUUACAAAGCAUGUAGCUGAUAAUAUAUCGUUCGUAAAUGCUUAAUAUACACAUUUUCGUGAUUUAAAUGACUAUUUGCAUUAGUAAAGAUUUACAUUAUUGUACAAAUUGGUCUGGUUGGCUGUGUUAAUUAGUGUUACCAUGACGAACACAUGCAUAUUAGUUUUGUGCGUGCUGGGCGCGGUGGCGGCGUACACGGGCCCCGACCUGCCAGAGGGCCCGUUCUGCGGCAAGACCCGCGAGUGCUGCCGCGACCGCCGCGACGCCUGCGCGCACAGGAUACUCGACACGUUGUGCUACUGCGACGAGUUCUGCGACUUCAAUAGAGCGCACGACGACUGCUGCCCCGACUACUUGCCCGUGUGCCGCAACCAGACCGCGGACCCGGGGCUCAUCCUGCAGCCGUGCCGGCACCGUGGCCAGCUGUACAUGCCCGGCCAGACCCGCGCCGACAACUGCAACACUUGCCGUGCCGGCACCGUGGCCAGCUGUACAUGCCCGGCCAGACCCGCGCCGACAACUGCAACACUUGGUGAGUGGACCCUGCUGCCGUGCCCUGCUCGUGUGCGGCAACCAGACCGCGGACCCGGGGCUCAUCCUGCAGCCGUGCCGGCACCGUGGCCAGCUGUACAUGCCCUGCCAGACCCGCGCCGACAACUGCAACACUUGGUGAGUGGACCCUGCUGCCGUGCCCUGCUCGUGUGCGGCAACCAGACCGCGGACCCGGGGCUCAUCCUGCAGCCGUGCCGGCACCGUGGCCAGCUGUACAUGCCCGGCCAGACCCGCGCCGACAACUGCAACACUUGUGGACCCUGCUGCCGUGCCCUGCUCGUGUGCGGCAACCAGACCGCGGACCCGGGGCUCAUCCUGCAGCCGUGCCGGCACCGUGGCCAGCUGUACAUGCCCGGCCAGACCCGCGCCGACAACUGCAACACUUGCGAAUGCGUCCACGACGAGAGGACGAAGAAGACGGAGUGGUCGUGCGAGCGCGACGCGUGCCUGAUAAGCGCCGACGUGGUGUACGGCGUGAACCAGCCCGGGCUGGGCUGGCGCGCCUACAACUACUCGCAGUUCUACGGGAAGAAGCUCAGGGACGGGCUCACUUACAAGCUGGGCACGCUGCCCCUGAGCCCCGAGACGCAGCGGAUGCUGCCCAUCGAGUACGAUUCGGACGCGCCGUUGCCCGACAGCUUCGACGCUCGGCAGCGCUGGCCCGGCUACAUCACGCCCGUCGUCGACCAGGGCUGGUGCGGCUCCGACUGGGCCGUCUCCAUCGCCUCCAUCGCGUCCGACCGAUUUGGCAUAAUGUCGAACGGCGCCGAGAGCCUGGUGCUGUCCCCGCAGAGCCUGCUGUCGUGCAACCGGCGGCACCAGCGCGGCUGCGGCGGCGGCAAUAUCGACGUGGCGUGGAACUUCGCGGGCGAACACGGAUUGGUAGAAGAGAAAUGCUUCCCAUACACGGCUAAGGCCGAGAGAUGUCCUUACCAGCCGCAUGGGGAUUUGAUCCAAGAUGGGUGCCGGCCGAAGGACCCGCGCCGCACGUCGCGCUACAAGGUGGGCCCGCCCUACCGCCUCCUCAAGGAAGAGGACAUCAUGUACGACAUUAGGGAGUCGGGCCCCGUUCAAGCUGUGAUGACAGUGUACCAGGACUUGUUCCACUACCGGGACGGCAUCUACCGGCGCAGCCGCCACGGGGACAGCGAGCUGCAGGGGCUGCACAGCGUCAGGAUCGUGGGCUGGGGCGAGGACCGCCAGGAAAAGUUCUGGAUCGUGGCGAACAGCUGGGGCACCGAGUGGGGUGAGAACGGCUACUUCCGCAUCGCGCGCGGCUCCAACGAGUCCGGCAUCGAGUCGUUCGUGGUCUCCGCCUUCAGCGACGUCACGUCCGCGUUCCUGCGGCCCUCCGUCCGCCGCACCACAUAACAGAGCGGCCAACUCAUCACGCCGCUGUGUGUCGUCACUCGCCCCUAUCAAACGUCCGGGGGGAUCGUGUGGUUUAAUUUUACGAGCUACAUUGGUUAGGUUUUGAUCUGUUGUACUGUUUUGGUUUCAAUGUUGUCUAGCGAGUAUAUCACCUGAA
Molecule: messenger RNA, 2193 nt
Organism: Cydia amplana
Lineage: Eukaryota; Metazoa; Arthropoda; Insecta; Lepidoptera; Tortricidae
Gene: Swim
Exons: 11
Coding region: 255-2036 (593 amino acids)
Biological process (GO): proteolysis
Cellular component (GO): lysosome
Molecular function (GO): cysteine-type peptidase activity
Source: RefSeq, a predicted model, not a curated record